Ophidiomyces ophidiicola is the source of this 1782-nucleotide messenger RNA. RefSeq lists its product as uncharacterized. The transcript has a single exon. The record is from RefSeq and is a predicted model, not a curated record. Lineage: Eukaryota; Fungi; Ascomycota; Eurotiomycetes; Onygenales; Onygenaceae. The coding region runs from base 1 to 1782 and encodes 593 amino acids. Gene Ontology annotation, molecular function: protein binding.
AUGGAGUGUGACGAUGAUGCUAGUUCUGUCUGCUCAGACUGGACAGAAUAUUUCUGUGACAGUUUCAAACCUGCUUGUUUUGAGAAGACAUGGAGCCUUGAUUUGGAUAAGCUGCCAUUGCAUGCCGCAGUUGUAAAAGGGAACGCAGCAGUUGUGUUGGCACUGCUUGAAUCACCAACCUUUCCCGUGAACGAGCAUAUCGACUUGAUCAAUCACAGCACUAAUGGAGCACCCCUGCACGAAGCUAUACGCAAACAGCACCUUGAAAUGGUCGAAAUCUUGCUGGACUACGAUGCAUUCGUCCAUAGACGCGCCCCAGACGAGUAUGGAGACUUAUCAAUUCCGGCUCUCACCAUUGCUGUUAAGCUAGGAGAUGUGGACAUAGUUCGAGCGCUCCUUAACGCUGGGGCAGAUCCAGCCAUUACCGAUCGUCGAACACUAGCAAUCGCAGCUGAGCUAGGACAUGCCAAUGUAGUAGAUGCGCUUCUUUUGUGGAGUAAAAUGAAGAAGACACCACUAGACGUGACUGAUGCUUUCAAGAGGGCAGCGGCAGAAUGGCAGGACAAAGUUAUAUUGGAAUUCCUGAAACACGGAUUCAACGAAAACGAAGUGUUGGAAAAGGCUUUGCUCUCCACGGUCAACGCGAGAACAUGGGGAGAGAGCGAUGUGAUCCCAUACUACACAAGAUUUGAGCAGCAAUGCCGGGCCAGGCAAAUUUCAGUAAUAAAAAUAUUAAUCAAGGCAGGAGCCCGCAUUGAUGAAAAAAACAUCCCUGACCAGGGAAUGAAGCUCCUGGCUUUGUUAUAUAAUGCGGAGAACAAGAGCCGGAUCCCACAGUGUGGAAUUACUCCCCUUCAUGCUGCCGCAGCUUCUGCCACCUCGGUUGAUGCUAUUGAGGUGCUCUUGGAAGGACACGCGAGCGUAAACGCCGUCGAUGACUAUGGGCAAACACCCCUAUUCCACGCCGCAAUAAGUAACGACAUCGACAUCUUUAAAGAGCUCCUGGAUUGGGGGGCAGACGUUAAUGUCAAAGACCAUUUUCACACCACCCCACUCCACAUGGCGGUGCGAUUUUCGGCUCCUCCUAUAUCGAAUCUCCUACUGGAACGUGGCGCAGAUCCACUAGCAAAAGAUUUGAACGGCUUGACACCACUUCAUGCGGCAGCUUUCAGUGGCUUUGAAACAAAUCUUCCAGUUAUACAUAGACUUCUCAAACUCGGAGCUGACAUAAACGCACGGACCAGGAGCGGCAAGACUCCUUUGAUGUACGCGCUGGGAAGCAAACGUACGGCUAAGAUCAAGUAUUUGCUUGAGAGAGGGGCGGAAGUCAAUGCCACCAACCUGCAGGCAGAGACAGCAUUGUGUACAGCAAUCCACCGCGACGUCGAUGUGUCGAUUGUUAAGGUGCUUCUGGAUUAUGGCGCAAACACCGUCGGGUUGAAUAACAGUACUGCAUUACACUGGGCAGUCGAGUCACCCAGGCCUAUUGCAAUGGCAAAAUUCCUCUUGGAGUAUGGACUAAGCCCAAAUGUCGCGGACGUGUUUGGAGCCACACCCUUGAUCUAUGCAGUUAAGCUGCGAGCUUUCAGGGAAGAUUGGAAGAUCAGGCCUGAUCUGAUCAAAUUAUUCCUUAGGCAUGGUGCGAACGCGAAUGUGGUUGAUAAUGAAGGCCGGACUGCAAAAGACUGGGCAAGAGUUGUUAGAUUCACAGUCUUCGAUUGGAACUGGGGCUGGAAGGGCGUAUACGGAACACCAUCAAUCUCCGAGAGCGCAGCCAUGUAA